AUGAGGAAGGUCGAGCAAGCCGGAUUCCAGAAAUCUCUCGAGAUCCACUUCCAAGCCAAGACCAAGCAGCGGGGCUUGACUGCUGUGACCAACCUGGAGGACGAAGAAGAUGAGGCUGUCUCGGAGGCAACGGGCGUCUCCGUUAUCAUGGAGCCCAUUUCGGAAAGCGCAAGGGCUGCGCUGGUCAGUUAUUUUCUGAACCCCACGAUCAAGCAGGAGCAAGAAGAAGGGCCACAGGCUGUAUGUUACAGCCAGCCCAACCAACGUAGGCCAACCCAUACAAGACACUUCUUGUCCGGUGAGCUCUUGCUUCUUCAGGACAUCUUCACAAAGGUCCCCGUUCGGGACACGAAGUACCUCAGGCUCCUGGGCAAAGGACAAAACCGCGUUACCUAUGAGCUGGAUGGUCAAAGGGUGCUGAAGUUGGCAAACAGCUCUCAUGGCAGUGAGGCUGGUGUGUCAAGGUCCUUUGGCACCGUGACUGCCAGAGUUUACUGGGAAGGAUGGAUCACAGUUGGCAUGUACCACAAUAGAGAGUUCAAGAAUGAACUAUUUUAUGGGCUUGUGCAGGAACGUGCACUUCCAGCCCUGGGUAUCCUUCCGACCAUGGAUGCUCACGAGAAGGCCGAGUUCUUUUGGUACCUGGCCUCGGUUUUCACUUGGAUCGAGGCGAGGGGAGUGGUCUUAAAGGACAUAGGGCCAUCAAAUGUUGCGGUGGCAAACCGUGUGCCGCCCUUACGGGUGAGGCUCUACGAUCUCCAGUCUUGGGAGUUCGGCCAGCACAGGCGCUCUCGGGGUGAUGAGGGUUUCCUCCGGUUAGUGGGCCAGUUCUCACCUGAGGUCCUGGAGCAGCUAAGGGCUGUUUGGAACCCUCUAAGGCUGAACUACCCGGCCAGGUUCCUCAAGUGCGCGGAGAAUUCCCCUAGCUACCAUUCCCUGCUUCGUGAACAUCAAUGCAUGUCAUCCAAGGGCACCCUGAGCACCUACUUCAACCCGGACUGA
Molecule: messenger RNA, 1002 nt
Organism: Symbiodinium sp. CCMP2592
Lineage: Eukaryota; Dinophyceae; Suessiales; Symbiodiniaceae
Source: the annotation of a GenBank genome assembly